CGUCACCGCAGCUGCCUGUCUGCCUCCCGCUCCUGGGGCCUUGGGUUUUCUUGUUGUGUCUGCACCACCUCCGCCAGUCAUGUCGGUCAACUACGCGGCCGGGCUGUCCGAGUACGAGCACAAGGGCAAAUGCGGCCUGCCCGAGAUCUUUGAUCCUCCUGAGGAACUAGAAAGAAAGGUGCUGGAACUGGCAGACUUAGUACGAAAUGCCUCAUAUGUGGUGGUGCACACAGGGGCUGGCAUCAGCACUUCCUCAGGAAUCCCUGAUUUCAGGGGACCACGUGGCGUGUGGACAAUGGAGGAACAGGGCCUGGAGCCCAAGUUUGACACUACUUUCGAGGAAGCCAGGCCUUCUAAGACCCAUAUGGCAUUGCUGGCACUUCAGAGAGUUGGCUUGGUGAAGUACGUGGUCAGUCAGAACGUGGAUGGACUUCAUGUACGGUCAGGUUUUCCCAGAGACAAGCUGUCAGAACUCCAUGGCAACAUGUUUGUGGAAGAAUGCACCAAAUGUGGCAAGCAGUAUGUUCGAGACACAGUAGUUGGAACGAUGGGGUUGAAAAUGACUGGCCAAUUAUGUGACGUUAAAAAGGCACGAGGCCUUCGAGCAUGCAGAGGAAAGUUACGAGAUACCAUUUUGGACUGGGAAGAUUCUUUACCUGAGCGGGACCUCAGUUUGGCAGAUGAAGCCUGUAGGAAGUCCGACCUUGCCAUUACGUUGGGGAGUUCUCUUCAGAUCAAACCAAGCAGCAAUCUGCCAUUCAAUACAAAAAAGAGGGGAGGAAAGUUGGUUAUAGUUAACCUUCAGACCACAAAGCUGGACAGACAUUCAGAUCUGCGGAUAUUUGGUUACGUUGAUGAAGUUGUGGCCAAACUAAUGAAGCACCUUGGCAUUGAAAUCCCUAAAUGGGAAGGACCACAGGUGGUGGAAACAGCAGAAGCAAUUAAACCAGAAAUGGGCAUACUACUUCCCAUCAAAACAGACCUCGACAGUAAACCAAAUAACAAAGUCAGCAGGCAAAGUAGAGACACUGAGGAAGAAGGGACAAGUGCAUCAGAAUCACUGGUGCCAGCCUCUUCGAAGGCUAAUGGCUCCUUUAAGCAAGAUUGCCAAGAGGUGGAUUGUAACACCUUUGAGAGUAAGCGUGUCAAACUGGAGUCUGUCAUGGUGUGAAACAGCAACUCUUUCUACAAUAAUUUGGGACAUUUUUUCUACAAAUAUAAAUGUUUAAUUGUAACUUUAUAUUUAACUAUUUUAAAUUCUGUGCUAAAUACAACAAACCUGGCUGUGGCUCUCCGUAAGUUUUAAGAGGAAGAAUAAGUUGAACCCUAAGUAAGAGGGUCCUGUUUAAUUGUAGCUCAAAAGAAAGCAGCACUGGAAAUCUCCAUUCUGAAGUGCAUUAAAGGGAACAGUAGGAAUAUUUGAGCAUUAACUAGUGUAGUUUAUGUAGACUUAAAAAGCAGGCCUUGCCCCCUGGAGUUCAUGAAAUGUCAAGGAUCGUUGUACUUGGUGUCUUUGGAAUUUUUCAGGCAAAAGUUUGAUAAUUUUUUCUAUAAAUAAGAAAAAUGAUCUUUGUUUUGCUGCUUAGUUUUUCAAACUUCGUGCAACUUACGGCUACGGUAUAGUGCAGCACAGAUAUCAACAUUGGAGUGUUGUGAAUUUGAAAUGUUAGCACCAGUAGGAUUUUGCUCUUUCAGAUGAGUCACAUGAAAAUUAAGCUCUACUGGAGGCUUGAUGCCCCUUUUAAUUUCCAAUGUAUAGCCUAUUCAGCCACUUGUCAAAGUAAGAUUAAGGCAGCUUGGUCAUGUCCUCGAUGAAAUUUUUUUUUUUUUGCUUAUUAUUUGAAGAUUAUUCCGGCAUUUGAAAUUUGGGCACAAUGCUUUACAUAAUGAGAUUCUCCCUCAGGCUUAAGUUUAAUGUCUCCACAGGCAGCUGUAACUUUUGUUGGUAAAUUUAUUUGCUAGCAGUUAAUUUGUUCUGAGUGAUGAAUAGCGUUACUGUUCUUCCAUUUAUGUAGCAGCUAAUGAUGUCAGUGUCUCAAAAAGGAUUUCAGACAUUGAAGUGCGCUGAUUAUUAUGCAGACAAAACAUAACAAACAAUGAAUGUGAAACCAAAUAAACAUUGAAUACUCCAACACUAAA
Molecule: messenger RNA, 2139 nt
Organism: Carcharodon carcharias (great white shark)
Lineage: Eukaryota; Metazoa; Chordata; Chondrichthyes; Lamniformes; Lamnidae
Gene: sirt6
Product: sirtuin 6
Exons: 8
Coding region: 80-1171 (363 amino acids)
Molecular function (GO): NAD+ binding
Source: RefSeq, a predicted model, not a curated record